AUGGAUAACCCUGUUGAAGAGAUCCGAGACGUUGUGCGAUCCAUCACUGAGCCAUAUGAAGCCACUGUGCUCGCAUCAAACGUUAGGAAGUAUUUUACUGCUGAUGCCACUAUUGAACAUCCAUUUCUCAAUCAACCCGCUUCUGUGAAUGGUAGAGACGAUUUGGAAGGAAUUUACAAGAUGCUACGUGUUAUGACUGUGAACAACAAGAUUGAUUUCCAUGCAGUAAUGUUCAAUGAAGAUAUGACACAAGGUGCCCUAGAUCUUACGGAAUGGGUUAAUCUUAGAUGGAAUCCAUUUUUAUCAUCAAGACAAUUACCAGCUAGAUUUUUAGUACGUAUAGAUUUAAAGAAAUGUGAAGAUGGUAAAUAUCGAAUCUGGAGACAACAAGAUAACUUUCCAAGUGAUCUAACUCAAUCUGGUCAAGCUCGUCUAAUCCCUGGUCUUUCUACUUUUAAUACCAUCUUAAAAGCCACAAUAGCUAUUAUGACUGCCAAGAUUGGUAGAGUAUUGUUAAGUCGAGGUUGGCUUGGACCUUGA
This is a messenger RNA of Melampsora larici-populina 98AG31, 540 nucleotides long. RefSeq lists its product as uncharacterized. Lineage: Eukaryota; Fungi; Basidiomycota; Pucciniomycetes; Pucciniales; Melampsoraceae. The record is from RefSeq and is a predicted model, not a curated record. Bases 1 to 540 code for a protein of 179 amino acids. The transcript has 6 exons.